Messenger RNA from Cariama cristata (Red-legged seriema), 1188 nucleotides. RefSeq names its product general transcription factor IIH subunit 2. The transcript is spliced from 15 exons. Gene Ontology annotation, molecular function: zinc ion binding. Gene Ontology annotation, cellular component: transcription factor TFIIH core complex; transcription factor TFIIH holo complex. Gene Ontology annotation, biological process: DNA-templated transcription; nucleotide-excision repair; regulation of transcription by RNA polymerase II. The coding region runs from base 1 to 1188 and encodes 395 amino acids. The record is from RefSeq and is a predicted model, not a curated record. Lineage: Eukaryota; Metazoa; Chordata; Aves; Cariamiformes; Cariamidae.
AUGGAUGACGAACCCGAACGGACCAAGCGCUGGGAAGGAGGCUACGAAAGAACAUGGGAAAUUCUGAAAGAAGAUGAAUCCGGAUCGCUGAAAGCGACCAUCGAGGACAAUCUUUUCAAAGCAAAGAGGAAAAGACUCUAUGAACACCAUGGACAAGUUCGACUUGGAAUGAUGCGUCACCUUUACGUGGUUGUUGAUGGAUCAAGAACUAUGGAAGACCAAGAUUUAAAACCAAACAGACUUACUUGCACUUUAAAGUUAUUGGAAUAUUUUGUUGAAGAGUACUUUGAUCAAAAUCCUAUUAGUCAGAUUGGCUUAAUUGUAACUAAGAGUAAAAGAGCUGAAAAAAUGACAGAACUUUCAGGUAACUCAAAAAAGCACAUAACUGCUCUGAAGAAAGCAGUGGAUAUGAACUGCAGUGGAGAGCCGUCUCUAUAUAAUUCCCUAAGUUUGGCCAUGCAGACUUUGAAGCAUAUGCCAGGACAUACAAGCAGAGAGGUCUUGAUAGUCUUCAGCAGUCUAACGACAUGUGAUCCAGCCAACAUCUAUGAUCUAAUUAAGUGUUUAAAAGCAGUUAAGAUCAGAGUAUCUGUCAUCGGCCUAAGUGCUGAAGUCCGAGUUUGUACAGUACUUGCCCGAGAAACUGGUGGAACAUACCGCAUUAUUUUAGAUGAAAGUCAUUAUAAGGAACUGCUGAUGCAUCAUGUUAGUCCUCCACCUGCUGGUUCAAGUUCUGAGUGCUCCCUUAUUCGAAUGGGUUUUCCUCAGCACACUAUUGCUUCUCUAUCUGAUCAAGAUGCAAAACCAUCCUUUAGCAUGGCGCAAUUGGAAAACAACAGUGAGCCCGGUCUUACACUGGGUGGAUAUUUCUGUCCCCAGUGCAGAGCCAAAUACUGUGAACUUCCUGUGGAAUGCAAAAUCUGUGGUCUUACAUUAGUAUCUGCACCUCACCUGGCUCGGUCUUACCAUCACUUGUUUCCUUUGGAUGCCUUUCAGGAAGUUCCCUUGGAAGAAUAUCAGGGGGAACGGUAUUGUCAAGGCUGCCAGGGAGAAAUGAAAGAUCAAAAUGUUUACAUAUGUAAAGUGUGUCAGAAUGCAUUUUGCAUGGAAUGUGAUUUGUUUGUUCAUGAUUCUCUGCACUGCUGUCCUGGCUGUAUUCACGAGCACCCUGCUCCCAUAUCUGUAUGA